Cloeon dipterum is the source of this 1949-nucleotide messenger RNA. It is a transcript of the gene Eogt, whose product is annotated as EGF-domain O-GlcNAc transferase. The record is from RefSeq and is a predicted model, not a curated record. The transcript is spliced from 10 exons. Lineage: Eukaryota; Metazoa; Arthropoda; Insecta; Ephemeroptera; Baetidae. The coding region runs from base 94 to 1785 and encodes 563 amino acids. Gene Ontology annotation, molecular function: protein O-acetylglucosaminyltransferase activity. Gene Ontology annotation, cellular component: endoplasmic reticulum lumen.
CACGCAUAUGAUCGUCGUAAACACAGCGGAAGCCCGACCAGCGACCUGCCGACCAGCUGCGCUCUUCAUUUUCUGAAAAUUCGACCGGUCGUGAUGCUGGACUCUUUAAAGUGGCCUUACGCCCUCUUUUUCUGUCUUCAACUGCUUCGGCUCACCACAGCUGCUUUCAACUUCUCUGACAUCGAUUUGCCUGAUGAACAUCUGCCCUAUUACUUCAAAACGUUUCCUAAAGUUGCCGAAGAGUGUAGAGAAGAUCCUGAGUGCCCAUUCAAGGUCCACCUUGACAAACAAGUCUGCUGGGGUUAUGAGCCAGAUUGUCAGAGAGACGAAGCAUUCCAAACCCCACUCUGUCCUGGCAGCCACAAAGGAUGGGUUAAGGACAAGGAAGCGCAGAUAAACACGUUCUACACCCAAGCAGAUUUUGGAUUUUUAAAAGAACAAUUCAAGCAAAUCAAAAUUAUGUGCGAGCCACUUUUUAGGGAGGACUCGGCGUUAGAAUGCAGUGACAAUUUGAAGUUUUGCCGCGGAAGGAACAUAAUGAUAAAUUUCACACAGCUUACUUCAGAACCAUCUCGAUAUAAAAUGGACUAUUUGAGGCCUGGCCAAAUCGGUGGCUACUGCACGUUCCACGAAGCAAGGCUGAAAGCAAAUUUGGAGCAUCUCAGUCCGCUGCAGUCGUGGGCACCAGAAAUGAGAAAUUUCCAAGCCCUUCUUCAAAGACCGAUCGAAAAUAAUCUCUGCGAUAUAGUUAUUGAAAAACCAACCUAUAUUUUAAAAAUUGACGCAGCUGUUAACAUGUACCACCACUUUUGUGACUUUUUCAACUUUUACGGUUCCCUCCAUCUGAACGCUUCGCACCCUGAUGCUUUCUCUGUCGACAACAAUAUUAUUCUUUGGGAGACCUUCGCCUACCACUCCUCUUUUGCCGACGCAUUCAAGGCUUUCACGAAGCAUCCGAUUUUAGACCUGAACACAUUCCGCGGAGAGGUGGUCUGCUUUAAAUCAGUAGUGUUUCCACUGCUGCCUCGAAUGAUCUUUGGACUUUACUACAACACUCCUGUUAUAUACGGGUGUGAAAACAGUGGUUUGUUUAAGGCAUUCUCUCAGUUCAUGUUGCACCGGCUGAAAAUUACUAGGAGAGACUCGGAACACUUUGAGACUGACAAAAAGCUUUCCACCGGAAAGAACGAGAAAAUUCGCAUAACGUUUUUGUCCCGAAAUACUGCAUACCGUAGAGUUUUAAAUGAAGCAAAGUUGCUUGAAGAAUUGAGAAAAGAUAAGAACUUUAGAGUGAGAAGGGUUGAGUACAAUCGUCAGAUUCCUUUCCCUAAGCAGGUGGCCAUCACGCAAAAUUCAGACAUAUUCAUUGGGAUGCACGGAGCAGGCCUCACUCACCUCUUGUUCCUUCCUGAUUGGGCUGUCUUGUUUGAAAUUUAUAAUUGUGAGGAUGAGCAUUGUUACAAGGAUCUCGCCAGAUUGAGAGGAGUUAAAUACAUGACAUGGACUAACUCCAGUGCCAUGAGACAGCAAGAUGAGGGGCAUCAUCCUGAUGGUGGAGCUCACGCAAAGUUUACAAAUUACGAGUUUGACUCAGAUGAGUUUGUGAAAAAGAUCAAUGAAGCUGCUAAACAUAUUAGAGCGCACAAGUCGUAUCAACUAUACUUAAAAAAAUUGAAAUAUUCAAGAGAAGACGAAUCUCCCGAGAAAGUUGACAUACAACCUGCUGAAUUGACUUCAAUUUCAAAUAAUAACGCUGAAAUUAAUAAUAACCAUGAUGAGCUGUGAUUGAUUUUUUCCAUAUGCUUAAUUAUUUGCUUUAAUAUUUUUGCUACAAAACUGAUGUAAUCAAAAGGCUGCUAACUUAAAAUUUAUUUUUGCUUACUAGUUAAUGUGUAUUGUAUUUUGUAUGCUUUGGCUUGAUUAAAUUAAAUGCUUCCACGGCAACUUGA